UCUCGCUCUAUUGUCCUGUCCCUGCGAGCCCAUCCUCUCCUGUGAAAGAUAUACAUACAGAUUACAGACACAGCAGCAGCAGCUUGUGUAGAGAGAGAAAUAAGAGCGAGAAAGUUGUUGAAUCUGGAUAAUUCUCGGUGGAUUGACGUGAUUCUGUCGCCGGAGGAGGGCGUUCGGGAGAUGAGAGAUCUGUAGUUUUCGUGAGCGUACGGAAAUGGUGAGUUCGGAGGUUUCGAUCAGAGGUUACGCGGAGACGAGUGAUGGACCGCGUGCCGGCGCUUGUAGUGGAGUUCGGAGUGCCGCCGGCGCCGGAAACGGUAAUUGUGACGCUGAGGCAGCGUUGUACAUGGAGUUAUGGCGGGCUUGUGCUGGGCCGCUGGUGACAGUGCCACGUGAACAGGACCUGGUGUUUUAUUUUCCUCAAGGCCAUAUAGAGCAGGUUGAAGCAUCGACUAAUCAAGUGGCUGACCAGCAAAUGCCAGUGUAUGGUCUUCCUCCGAAGAUACUAUGCCGCGUUUUCAACGUCCUUUUGAAGGCUGAACCAGAUACAGAUGAGGUAUAUGCCCAAGUGACUUUGAUGCCUGAGUCAAAUCAAGAUGAGAAUGCUGUGACGAGGGAAUCCAUGCUCCCUCCACAGCCACGGUUUCAUGUACAUUCCUUUUGUAAAACACUUACAGCCUCAGACACCAGCACACAUGGUGGGUUUUCUGUGCUUAGACGACAUGCGGAUGAAUGCCUGCCCCCACUGGAUAUGUCUCAGCAGCCUCCAACUCAAGAGUUGGUGGCCAAGGAUUUGCUUGGAAGUGAAUGGCGUUUCAAGCACAUAUUCCGGGGGCAACCAAAGAGGCACCUCCUUCAAAGUGGUUGGAGUGUCUUUGUUAGUUCAAAAAGGCUUGUUGCUGGGGAUGCAUUCAUUUUUUUAAGAGGUGAUAAUGGGGAUCUCCGUGUUGGUGUUAGACGUGCCAUGAGACAGCAGGGGAAUGCUCCGUCAUCUGUUAUUUCCAGUCACAGCAUGCACCUUGGAGUGCUGGCUACAGCAUGGCAUGCCAUUCAGACUAAAACUAUGUUCACUGUAUAUUACAAACCAAGGACAAGCCCAACUGAAUUUAUCAUUCCAUAUGACCAGUAUAUGGAGUCUCUAAAAAACAAUUACUCCAUAGGAAUGAGAUUUAAAAUGAGGUUUGAAGGGGAAGAAGCUCCUGAGCAGAGGUUUACUGGAACUAUUGUUGGCAUUGAAGAUCGUGAUCCCCACAAGUGGCCAGAAUCAAAAUGGAGAUGUCUAAAGGUGCGGUGGGAUGAAACUUCAACGAUUCCAAGGCCUGACCGGGUUUCACCUUGGAAAAUAGAGCCAGCUCUUUCUCCUUCUGCACUAAAUCCACUUCCAGUACCAAGACCAAAAAGGCAUCGAUCCAACAUUUUUCCUUCUCCUGAUUCAUCUGUCCUUACAAGAGAAGGUUCAUCCAAAAUAUCUGCAGACCCUUCACCUUCCACUGGGCUUCCGAGGGUCUUGCAAGGACAAGAAUUACCAACCUUGAGAGGUACUUUUGCAGAAAGUAAUGAGUCAGAUUCAUCUGAGAAGCCAAUGGCAUGGGAACCACCUUUGGAUGAUGAAAAGAUUGACAACCUAUCUAUGUCACACCGACAUGGUUCAGAUAAGUGGUUGCCGUUAGGGAGGCUUGAAUCUUCGUUUACAGAUCUAUUAUCAGGUAUUGGCACACAAAUAAAUUCUCCACGUGGCUUCUGUUUACAGUCUGGGGAUCAAUCAGCAGUAGCUCCUAGUUUGGUAAAGCAGAAAACACAGCACCAAGAAGGGGAAUUUAGCUUACUUGGGAAGCAAUGGUCUGUUGUGCCUUCUGGUCUUUCGCUUAAUUUGAUGGAUUCAAGCAUGAAAAACCACAGAGAAGGUUUUGAUGCCACCUAUCAACCACUAGGAGACUCUAGGUAUGCUGGUUGUGAGUAUUCUGCACUACCUGGUAACAAACAUGAAAAUCAUCAAGGGAACUGGUUGGUGCAGCAUCAACCAAUGUCUUAUGUGCAAAUGCCUACUCAUUCAAGAGAGCCAAUGCUUAAAUCCACACCAAUGCAACAACAUGAGGUCAUGAAGCCAAAGGAUGGGAACUGCAAACUAUUUGGCAUACCCCUCAUAACUAACGACUCUGCUACAACCCAGCCUGCUAUGUUACCCAUAAAUGCAAUGAUUGAGUCAGGUCACAUGCAUGUUGGUACAAACUCUCAUCAAACCACUGCAAUUGAAUUAAAUCAGAGGUCUGAACAAACAAAGGUUUCUAAAGGGCUAGAUAGUAGGCCUACUGGCAAUGAACAGGAGAAACAAUUUCAAACUCUCCGCAGUGGUGUUAGAGACAAGGAGGGGAAAAUCUACAGUGGUUCAACAAGGAGUUGCACCAAGGUUCAAAAACAGGGCACGGCCCUUGGCAGGUCUGUGGAUCUUUCCAAGUUCAAGAACUAUGAUGAAUUGAUUACUAAACUGGACCAGCUGUUUGACUUUAAUGGUGAACUUAAGUCUCAGAACAAGAAUUGGAUCGUUGUGUAUACUGAUGACGAGGGUGAUAUGAUGCUGGUGGGAGAUGAUCCAUGGCAAGAAUUUUGUGGUAUGGUUCGCAAAAUCUGCAUCUACACGAAAGAUGAGGUACAGCAGAUGAAUCCAAGGGCUCUAAAUUCAAAAGGCGAUGAUAUGUUAUCUGUUGCAGAAGGAUUGGACGCUAACGAAGUGAAGAGUUCAGAGUUGCCUUCAGCAUCCAGCGCUGAGGAAUGUUAAAAAUUUCCUUAAAUCCUAGGUUUCUUAUAGGUUCGUAGUGCAUUAGAGGGAGAAGAGCAAAGGUUUACUGAUCCAACUGGUGUCUUUGGGGAUGCAUGGGUUCUUUUCAACUCUCUCUCUAUAUAUAGAUAUAUAGAUAUUUUGGGAUCCCUGUACGUAUAUAUUAUCUGUGGCGACGAUCUUGCUUUAAAUAUUGGAUGUUGUAUAUAGCCAGCCAGCCCAUCCCACUGAGGUUUUCAGCUGUGGAUGUAAGUAAGAAGUAAUGUGAUGACUACUCUGCUUAUUGUUGAUUUUAUGUACAAUUGAUGUCCAA
Messenger RNA from Ipomoea nil (Japanese morning glory), 3089 nucleotides. Its product is annotated as auxin response factor 2-like. Gene Ontology annotation, molecular function: DNA binding; protein binding. The record is from RefSeq and is a predicted model, not a curated record. The transcript has 15 exons. Gene Ontology annotation, cellular component: nucleus. The coding region runs from base 215 to 2776 and encodes 853 amino acids. Lineage: Eukaryota; Viridiplantae; Streptophyta; Magnoliopsida; Solanales; Convolvulaceae. Gene Ontology annotation, biological process: regulation of DNA-templated transcription; response to hormone.